Molecule: messenger RNA, 2071 nt
Organism: Paramecium pentaurelia
Lineage: Eukaryota; Ciliophora; Oligohymenophorea; Peniculida; Parameciidae
Source: the annotation of a GenBank genome assembly
AUGAAUCAAUAACCUUUUACUAUUUAGAAUUCUAUUCAAUAUCUUCAAUAAUAUUAAGGUUUAUUGAAUUACACUUAAAUAAAACUAACAGAUGAAAAUAAUAAUAGAUAUAAAUAUCCUGUAAAAUUAUAUAUAAUAAUAUAUUAUAAAGGUUUUAACAUUAAAUUGUGAUCAUACUAGAUUUGCAUUAAACUUAGAAACAGUUCUAUAAUCAAUUAAUUAAUAAGGAUACUUUACAUGUUCAUGUAAUAACAUCACAAUUAAGCAUCCUCGUUAAUUAUAAAAGGAUAUAAGAUGGAAUUCAAAUGAAGAAAUAAAUGAAAUUUUUGACUUUGGAGUUGUAAUUCAUAAUUACUUAUUCCAUCAAUUUUUAAGGGCAAAGAAAUUUGAUUAAGUACUUUAAUAAAAUUUUGUUCUUUAACAGAUCAAAAUACUAAUGGACUCAUAAAAUUCUAUUAAUAUUUCAUAAAUAUUGUAAAGGAUUAGUAAAAAUAAUCAAAAUCAAAUUAUUUUUAAAGUGAUUUGCUUAUUAGAUUUUGUUUAAAUUAAUUUUCCUAUAAGAUUCAUAUAGUGUCAACAUCCAGAAUGUUAUGAUUUAGCCAGUUUAUUAAUAUAUUAAUAGGAGAAUAGUAAUAAUAAUAGUUAAAAUGAUUAAUUAAAAUAAUUCAAAUGUAAAUAAAGAUAAUGUAAAGUUAAAGUAGAUAUUUCAACUUAAGAAAAAAUAUUUCAAAAUAUCUACUUAGAUAAAGAAUUAUUGAAAUUGAUAAAAAAAGAGCUACCAACUAUUUAUAAAUAUAUAUAUAAUCCAAUUACUCUAAAAAUUUAAUAAGAUGAUGUGAUUGUAGAUCCAUAAAUUGAUCAAAUAUAAAAAUAAGAAUUUAAAUAAUAAUUUUCCGCUUCUGACAAAGACUAUUAAGAUUAUCAAAAAUAAGUUAAUACAAUUGCUUAUACUAUUUUACAAAGGACUCCAGGUGUUCAGAUAGAAUAAAAUCUAAGACUUCAUAGAUAUAAGUUAUUUUAAGUUUUAGUAAUGGAUUAGAAUAUAGAAUAACCUGCUAGAUGUGUUAAUUGCCCUAUAUCUAAAGUAAUGAAUUUAAAAUCAAUAAUUUCUAAUUUUUAAUCAUAAAAAAGAAAAUAUAAAUAGAAUAUUAGACCUAUUAAGUGCGUUUUAUGUGAGAAAGAAUAUAGUUUUAAUGUAAAUAUUUCAAAAAUUGUCUAUUUUGAUACAAACUUGUUUAACGCUUAAGAAUAAGGACUUUUAGAAAAUGUUGAUUAAAUAAUAAGAUAUAAUGGAAAAAAAUUUAUGAAAGAAGAGUUUAUGUCAAAAUAAAAACUUGAUUUAUCAGAUUUUAAGUAAUAUCUUUAAUAAAGCUUUUAAUGUUAAAGAUUCACUUUUUUUAAUUUAUAUUGUAAUUAUAACAGUAGAAACAUUAUUAAACUGCCAUUAAUUCUUAAGAAUUGCCCAGAAUAGAGAAUUAUUGAAUUUGAAAGCUUUUAUAAUAGAAUUGAAUAAAUCUAGACAAAUGAUUACGAAUAAAAAUGUCUUUAAUUUUGUGAUUGUUAUUAUUGCUCAAAUAAUCGUUUUUCUUUUAAAGAAUUUCCUUUUAAUGUUUAUUUUCAUGAAGCAUUUUAUCUAGCUUUGAUUGAUUUUAAUAAUUAAAAUAGGAAUCAAAAUAUAUUAACAUAUGAUUUUGAAUUUAAUUGUAUUAUUGAAAAAUAAAAUAAUUUGUAAAUACCAUAAGAAAGCAUUCCAAUUGAUAAAUAAUAUUUUAAAUAAGGUUUUGUGUCUCUUUUAGAUGAUGAAUAGUAUUAAGAGCUCUUUUAGAUAAAGGGAAUAAAAGGAAAUUUUUAGUAUUAAAUUGUUUAAAGUUAAAUUGAGGUUGGAUUAGCAACUUUAACUAAUACUCAAGAAGGGUAUGAAUGGAGUACAAAGAAAGAAAUGAUAAAUUAAAAAAUGAAAAAUAAUACAAUAGCAAAUAAAUGGGGUUUUGAGAUUAUUAAAACUGAAACUUAAUUCGUAAACAACGAAUAGAAAAUACUAAAAGGAAAGGUUUCUUCAGAAUAAAAUUGA